AUAAAAACAACAAACAUUUUUGUGAUAUAUUCAAAAAUCCUGCAAUCAUCUUUUAACAUGCUGUGGUUCGACAAUAUGUAUUCGGAGCACCCAACCUCAUUUUAUGUCAAAUCCCACGCAGUAUAUUUUUAGUACUCAAUAAGAACCAGAGGAUGCUGAUGAGGGCUGUUGCCAACAGAGCAGCAUAAAGGACAGCAAAUAGCAGCUAAUGUUUUAUACCAGUCUGCCGUAGAAAACAUCAGCAGCGAGCUGAAUGGGACCACAGAGACCGCCUGAUGCUUAACAAAAAGAGGGUGGUUCUGUCCAUCUCCAAUGGUCUCACCACCUAGCACAAACGUCACAGCAGGAGCAGAGACGUCCCCCUCACCCCAUCAGACCCUCAGCCUCCUGACUAUAGUACUAUUAUAGUUCAAGCAAAGGCUACUUGUUGGUGAUUUACAAAGGCUGCACAGUUCAAGCCUUUGGAUGGCAUUUCUGCCCCUCACUACUCAUUUUCUUUUGGGUUUUGUCUUCAGUCGAGACGAUGGAACUGCUUGUAGUUUUUGCACUUCUCUGUCUGUGCUGCUGGACAUCUUUUUACUUCAUUUUGUGCACCAUCAACGGGUCCAGGAGCUACGAAUGGAACUGUCGCCUCGUCACUUUGGUGCAUGGCAUCGUUGCGGUUUGCAUCACAGCGUACAUAGGAUACAUAGAUGGACCGUGGCCGUUCACUUACCCAGGCACCAAGAACACCCCUCUACAGAUAAGUGCCUUGAUGAUCAGUUUGGGCUACUUCAUCUUUGACAUGGCCUGGUGUGUGUUCUUCCGCACUGAGGGAGCCAUCAUGCUGGCCCACCACACCAUGAGCAUCCUGGGAAUCCUGCUGACCCUGUGGUUGGGCGAGUCUGGCAUCGAGGGUUGCGCUGUUCUCUUCGGCAGCGAAAUCACCAACCCCCUCUUGCAAACACGCUGGUUCCUCAAGCAGACGGGACACUACGAGACUCGGCUCGGGGACGCUGUGGACGUCCUGUUCGUGCUGCUGUUUGUUGUGAUGCGAAUCUUUGUGGGAGGCACAAUGCUGUACUGUGAGCUGAUCUCCCCAAGACCCAGAUUCUUCAUCAAGUGUGGAGGAGUGGCCAUGUAUGCUCUGUCCUGGGCCUUCAUGGUGGACAUUGUUCGCUUCACAAUACGGAAGAGCAAGAGUUGGCAAAAACAGAGAGUCCGAAAGGAGAUGGUCACAGCUAAUGGUCAUGAUGGGAAGAUGGACUAACUGGCAUCUGAGUCUUUAGAUAAAAUCUGUGUACCUGACUUCAUAUCAGUUUUUUACUGUAGACUUCAAUAGUUCUUAUACAGGAAGAUCAAAUUCCUGCACUGAUAGAUUGAUAAAAGGGUCUUGUUUACCAUUUAUUGAAGUCUAAAAUGUGUGUAUUUUGUAAGACCUUAAGUUUAUUUAAACUUCUUUGUACCAGAAAACUGUUACUUCAAAGGUGCAAACAACACAUUCGUAAUGAUCACUGAAAACCAAAGCACUUUUAUAGAAGCAGUCAAGUUUCAAACAUCAAUCCAGAGCAAAACCUUCAGAUAACUUUUUUUCAUGUGCAGAGAAAUGUUUGUAACAUAGUUUUACACUGACAAUGCUGGGUACUUAUACUUCACCUGCUUUUUGUCUAAGGGAGAAUUACCCUGAAAUAUUUUUUGAAGUUUUAUUCCUAAACGUCUUUGGAAAACAGUUUUUAGUUGCAAUGAAGCAAAACAGGAUAGCUAAUUUGGACAAAUAGUAUUUUGUUCUAAUAUGUUCCAGUUCAUUUGCACUGAAUAUUUGUUUAAACGUCAGGUUUCUUUAUUGUUUGCCAAUAGUUGAAAUUAUUGCAAACCAUGUGUCAGAAUUUGAUUUCAGUUACUUUUUAACACCUCCGCUCUGUUGGUGAAUCUUUACAAGAAGCAGCUUCUGUCUGCAAAAUACAAGAUAUGGGAUAUAGUAUAAGGUCUGAGCGUACAGCACUGUCCCAUGCCAAGGAAGGUAAACGAGCCAUAGGCAUAGAUGUUGUUAAAAAUUGUUAUCUUUGUCCUGAGGAAUAUAAUCAUGAACUAUUCUGUUGCAUUGCUGCUGUUUGUUAAAAAGUAGCUUGUUUGUUUGUCUCCUGAUAAUAUCACACAUUAUUAAACUUUACAAACUGCCUCUGUCAAAGGUACAAACAUAACUGCUCUGUGCCUUAUCUAAAUGCACUGCCCUUUGUUUUUGUUUUACUCUUGUGCUGUAGUCUGAACGCUCCGACAAUAGACUGUAC
Molecule: messenger RNA, 2267 nt
Organism: Cyprinodon variegatus (sheepshead minnow)
Lineage: Eukaryota; Metazoa; Chordata; Actinopteri; Cyprinodontiformes; Cyprinodontidae
Gene: tlcd5a
Product: transmembrane protein 136
Exons: 4
Coding region: 524-1249 (241 amino acids)
Cellular component (GO): membrane
Source: RefSeq, a predicted model, not a curated record